GACUAGAGAUAUUUUAGCAAAAUCGAACUUAAAAAUUAGAACGUCAUUUGUUGUGCUGGCGUAGUACGUGCCACUUAUUUCUUGUCGAUUUGUGGCGACGGUAAUUCGGUUGAAUGCGGUAAAACGACGGAACGUUCUCGAGUUGAAAGUUGGUGUUUUGAUGUUUGCAGUUCCGGCGAAGUAGAACAACGAAACAGACCACGGGGGUCGCACGCGGAGUACCGAUACGCGUGUACGGUGUGCGCGGAUAUCAUAAAUAAUUAUUUUUUUAAACCCCGUCCCAAUUGUAAUUGCGGUUUAAUCGAAAUCCUGCACGUAGCGUAGCGUGAUUUCCGUAUUCGAUUAAUCUACAAGGCCGGCUUGACUACUGAACUCUAAUAAAUAUGGCGAACAGUGUAGCACCAGAUUCAUGGGAACAGCAGGCGGAUAACGGAGACAUCGCUCCACCACAGGAUAAGUCCAUCGAAAGCAAUACUACACCAGAGGUUCUAUUAGAUCCAGUGGGUAGUCGUGUAGAAGAACCACCUGCUGGAGGAGGGGCACCACCUCCGAAUGUUACUGAUCAAAUAAAUAGUAGCCCUGAACAUCAACCAGCUGAUUCAUGGGAAGAAGCAGCAGUAGAUGGUGAUCCUCUCUUAACUCCUGAAAAUGAAGAAGCUGAAAAUGAAGAAGAUGAAGAAAUGGUUGUUAAAGUACCUAAGAAAAAGCCUGUUAAAGUAACAGAGGAUACUAAAAGUAAAAAGGAACAUGUUAAUGUUGUUUUUAUAGGACAUGUUGAUGCAGGAAAAUCAACAAUUGGAGGUCAAAUUAUGGCAUUAACGGGAAUGGUUGAUAAAAGAACUUUAGAAAAAUAUGAAAGAGAAGCAAAAGAAAGAAGUAGAGAAACGUGGUACUUGAGUUGGGCUCUAGAUACAAAUCAAGAGGAACGAGAAAAAGGAAAAACGGUGGAAGUCGGUAGAGCGUACUUUGAAACUGAACGAAAGCAUUUCACAAUUUUAGAUGCACCUGGUCAUAAGAGUUUUGUACCUAAUAUGAUUGGUGGCGCGGCACAAGCUGAUCUUGCGGUAUUAGUUAUUUCCGCGCGAAAAGGGGAAUUCGAAACUGGUUUCGAUAGAGGCGGUCAAACGAGAGAACAUGCUAUGCUGGCUAAAACUGCUGGUGUUAAACAUCUGGUUGUGCUAGUAAAUAAAAUGGACGAUCCAACUGUAGAAUGGGAUGAAAGAAGAUACAAUGAGUGCAGGGACAAAAUACUGCCAUACCUUCGUAAACUGGGAUUCAAUCCUGCAAAGGAUCUGACAUUUAUGCCAGUCUCAGGGCAACUUGGAUAUGGUUUGAAAGAUCCAAUACCAGAACACCUUUGUACGUGGUACACUGGUCCACCAUUCAUAUCUUUCAUAGAUUCUCUACCCUCACUUAAUCGUAAAAAUAACGGACCUUUCAUUAUGCCAAUCGUUGAUAAGUAUAAGGAUAUGGGAACAGUGGUAAUGGGAAAGGUCGAAGCUGGAGAAGCAAAGAAAGGACAGUCGUUAUUGGUUAUGCCAAACAGGACGGCAGUGACGGUAGAUCAAUUGUGGUCGGAUGAUGAAGAAGUAACAUCAGUUGGACCUGGAGAAAAUGUAAAGAUCAAGUUAAAAGGUAUCGAAGAAGAAGACGUAAGUCCUGGAUUUGUUCUGUGUGACAGUAACAAUCCGAUAAAAACAGGAAAAGUGUUUGACGCUCAAGUUGUAAUUUUGGAGCAUAAGAGCAUUAUUUGUGCUGGUUAUAGUGCUGUAAUGCAUAUUCAUUGUGCCGCAGAAGAAGUUAGAGUAAAAGCAUUGAUCUGUUUGGUCGAUAAAAAAACCGGCGAUAAAAGUAAAACCAGGCCAAGGUUUGUCAAACAGGAUCAAGUUGCAAUAAUGAGAAUCGAAUGUGCAGGUGUCAUAUGCCUUGAAAAAUUUAAACUGUUUCCACAGAUGGGACGUUUCACCCUUAGGGAUGAAAAUAAGACUAUUGCAAUUGGCAAGGUGCUGAAAGUGGUGGAGUAAAGUUGCUCAACUGUGACCACAGAUUGGGAUAAUAAUCAACUUUGAUAACGAAGAAUACGCAAAAGACGCAAGCCGAAUACAGUACGCACGAGAAAAAAACGGAACUAGCGUGAUUACUCGCGAACUACUGUUAAUGUAACAUACACUCAUCUUACACAAGAAGCAAAAAAAGUUCUACAUCAAAGAAAAGCACAUACAUCGUAUGCACAGACAGUUGGGUCGGGGUUUGGGGUUACGGGGGGAGGGUGGGUAUUUAUAACCUGAAAUAAAAAAGCAAAUAGAUUUGAUUAUAUAGAUAAGGAGACAAAACCACUAAAAAAAACUCAAGAGCGCGUGUUCCUUCUAACUAGGUAAGCCGAACGACAGCACUCAUGUUGAGUUCAUUACAAAUGAAUUAAUGAUCAAAUGACGAACAGUGUCUCCUUAAUAUUGUAAAACACGAUAUUUUUAUUCUUCUGAGGUGCGAGACAUUAAUGAACGUAAAAGAAGAGGAUACCGAUUACGAGAUAAAAACUAAGGAAAAAUAUUAAUAUUAUUAUAAUGAUUAUUGAAUAAUUAUUAUUAAAUUGGUGGUAAGAAGUGAAGGAAUGAAAAAAAAAAAAACAGAAAUUUAUUAAAUCAGCCAGAUAGUGUUACACGACAAUUUAUAAUUAUAAA
Eufriesea mexicana is the source of this 2681-nucleotide messenger RNA. RefSeq names its product eukaryotic translation release factor 3 (gene eRF3). The record is from RefSeq and is a predicted model, not a curated record. Lineage: Eukaryota; Metazoa; Arthropoda; Insecta; Hymenoptera; Apidae. The transcript is spliced from 7 exons. Gene Ontology annotation, molecular function: GTP binding; GTPase activity. Bases 384 to 2024 code for a protein of 546 amino acids.